AUUCGACAUCACGCGCUCGAGGGCGACCCAGAGAGCGAUUCACGGCUCCUACUCGGAGGCUUCCGGCUGUCCUUUCAUAGCGCCGGCCGCAGCGAUAAGGCCAGCGCCACCCGGUGGGUGAUCUCUAUUGAGACACUCUCCAAGAGCUCUAAGAGCGACCGCCACGCGCGCGCGCGCCACGCCGCAGCCAUGGCCGAGCAAUCAUCAACAAAGGACGAAGCCAAGACGCCCUUCACGAUCAUCACCGGAUUCUUAGGGGCCGGCAAGACGACCCUCAUAAACUACAUACUGACGGAGCAGCGGGACAAGCGCAUUUGUGUUAUAGAAAAUGAGUUCGGCGAGAUCAAUAUCGACGAGAAGCUCGUGUCGGCCAAUAUGGCGUCGAAGGAGGACCUGAUCCAGAUGGACAACGGCUGUGCUUGCUGUUCGAUAAGAGGUGACUUAGUACGCACAUUAGGAGGAUUAGUAGAGAAAAGACAACAAUUUGAUGCGGUGAUGCUCGAGACGACGGGUCUGGCCGACCCGGCGCCGAUCAUCGCAACAUUGAAAAGUAAUCAAUGGAUUGAUGAUAAUUUUGCGAUCGACGCGGUUUUUGCCAGUGCCGAACUUCAAGGUUUACUUCAAUUCGGGGUGGGUCGCGGUCUGCUGCUCUCUGGGUACGGUCGCGGGCGUCGCUCGGCGGUCGUGGCCGAGUUUGAGCUUCCACGCAGGUCGUCUGCCUCGCGAGCGCGAAGCACGUCAAGGCGCACCUCGAGGAGCAGAAGCCGGACGGUGCGUGCUGCGGCGUCCUUGCUUGGUCGCGCGGCGGUGGCGUCGCGGCGAUGGCGUGGGGGUGGGAGUGCGAGUCUCCCCGGCGCGCCCGUCGACGCCGUCGCCGAGACACACACACACACGCAACUCACUCGCGUCGCUGCUGGUGGCUCGCGCCGAGCUAGCGCUGCCACCGCCCCCACGCCGUCGCCGCGACCCAUCGUGGAGCGAAUCUCACGACGCGAAAAACGCAGGCGCCGUCAACGAGGCCGUGCAACAAGUAGCUUUCAGUGAUAAGAUCUUGCUCAAUAAAGUGGACCUGGUGACGCCGGACGAGCUCACAGCCAUAAGGAAGGACAUCCGGAAGAUCAAUCAUUUUGCUGAAGUGAUCGAGUGCGAGAGGUCCCGAGUCGACCUGAAGAAGAUUAUUGGGAUCAAUUCGUUUGACAUCGAGAAGUGCAUUGAUCUCGAUCCCGUGCUCUUCAAGAAGACGGAAGGGUCAGAAGAACCCACGAGUGGAAAGGUGCACGACCUGUCGAUGGUGUCCUCCUGUGGUAUCAGUGUGGAGGGGUUCCUGGACGUCCCGAAGUUCAACAUCUUCAUGGCUGAACUCUUACAAACGAGAGCUGCCGAUUUGUAUCGGUCGAAGGGCGUGUUGUCUUUCGCGGGACAGGGCGACCAAAAAUUCGUCUUUCAGGGCGUGCACGAGCAGAUCGACUUCGGGCCGGCCCAGACGCAGUGGCAGAAAGGUGAGAGACGUGUCAGCAAGAUCGUGUUCAUCGGGCGGAACCUCGACCGCAAGUUCCUCACGGAGAAGAUCGAAAGUUGCUUGGUGCCCGGGGCGACGGAGUAGGCGGGGGUCCCUCCUAAGCAUGUGCUCCCUUUUGUA
Molecule: messenger RNA, 1639 nt
Organism: Pelagomonas calceolata
Lineage: Eukaryota; Pelagophyceae; Pelagomonadales; Pelagomonadaceae
Source: the annotation of a GenBank genome assembly